UUAAGGACAUGUCCUCAAACCCAUCUAAGUCUGAAGAGAUUUACGACCUCAUCGAUCCUGCCCUUGACUUUGAGGUACGACCUGAAGUGACAACAAGCAUCACACAUGUAACCAAGCAUGUGUUGCACCCUCAACGCUUCAUACGCUUCUCAAAGUAUAGCAAUCUUGUAAUGGCAAUGGCACACUUGAUCCACAUAGCUCGCUCCUUCUCCCACUCUGCCAACAAUAAGUGUCAUGGGUGGCACAUCUGUCACCCAACGGAGGAAGAACUGACAAAGGCCAAAGUGUGCAUCUUGAGAAGCGUCCAAAACGAGUGGUAUGAAGAGGAGCUGAAAUGCAUAGCCUUAGGAUCCAACAUUCCGUCCUCCAGCAGCCUGUGGAAGCUGCACCCUGUCAUGGGUAACAACGGACUUCUGAGAGUAGGAGGUCGCAUAGGUCUCUCAAAUCUGAACAUAGAAGAAACUCAUCCCAUCAUCAUCCCUGCCCGGCACCAUCUGGCAACCCUGUUGGUCUAUCACUAUCACGAGGAAGUGAAACACCAGGGAAGGCAUCUCACCGAGGGUGCUAUACGAGCUGCGGGAUUGUGGUUGGUAGGAGCAAAACGCUGCAUCAGCAGCCUGCUCUUCAAAUGCGUCACUUGCAGGAAGUUAAGAGGAAAGACAGAGCAUCAACAGAUGUCCGACUUACCAGCGGAACGAUUGCAGGUAGCACCUCCCUUCACAUACAUCGGUGUUGAUGUCUUCGGACCAUGGGAGGUUGUCUCACGACGCACAAGAGGCGGACAUUCCAAUUCUAAAAGAUGGGCAGUAAUGUUCUCAUGCAUGUGUUCAAGGGCAGUGCACAUCGAAGUUAUUGAGGCAAUGAGUGCCAGCAGCUUCAUCAAUGCCUUAAGGAGAUUCUUCGCAGUCAGGGGCCCAGCGAAACAAAUACGGUCAGACUGUGGCACAAACUUUGUAGGCGCCUCUCGAGAGUUAGAGAUGAACACUACGAAUCCGAGCUUCAAAAAUGUGGAGAAGUACCUGAGUACGCAGAACUGCACCUGGGUGUUCAACCCUCCACAUGCGUCCCACAUGGGUGGCGUAUGGGAAAGGAUGAUCGGAAUCGCCCGUCGUAUUCUGGACUGCAUGCUGCUUGAACACAAGAAGUGUCUGACUAGUGAAGUCCUGGUAACACUCAUGGCCGAGGUGGCAGCGAUCAUGAACGCAAGACCACUCAUCCCAGUGUCAUCAGAUCCAGAAUCACCUCUCAUCCUCACCCCAGCAAUGCUUCUCACCCUCAAACCAGUCUCUACACCACCUCCUCCAGGCGACUUUACAGGAGCGGACCUCUUUAAAGAGCAGUGGAAGCAAGUUCAAAACCUGGCUGACACCUUUUGGAGUAGGUGGAGACGAGAAUAUCUCAAGACCCUGCAGUUUCGUCACAAGUGGCAGUCGGAAAGGUCAAACCUUCAAGACGGGGACGUUGUUCUCUUGAAAGACAAUCAGGCUCGGAGAAACGAAUGGCCCAUGGCCAUCAUCACAAAGACUUUUCCAGGCAGGGAUGGACUAGUUCGGAGAGUAGAGGUUGAGGUCUUCAAGGACGGAACUAAAAAGACUUUUUCUCGUCCCGUUACAGAAGUGGUCCUGCUUCUGUCUCCAAAAACGGACUCUUGUUAAGUGAUAUGGGAUCUUUAAAGACCCCAGACGGGGAGUGUUCUGCCCCUCAAAUGCCAUGCUAUGUUUAGUUUUGCAACAGCGCCCCCUUGGGGAAGUUCAGCCAUACAAUAUUGCCAGGGGUCAAGUUGUAAAUCACCCGGAUGUAAUCCGAUGUUAUUUUAUCUGCGUCACAUGUUUAUAGACGGCAGCUCCACUCGUAAUUUGUGUCAUCCUUCAAUGGGUUAACGCAUCGUCUUUUUACAAAUUUCAUUAAAGUUCACGAAAAUACCCACCGUGGAGUUUUUUGAUUGUUUAAGCUGGUUGGAUAGUUAGCGCCCGCGCUAGCGAGACC
Molecule: messenger RNA, 1986 nt
Organism: Pleuronectes platessa (European plaice)
Lineage: Eukaryota; Metazoa; Chordata; Actinopteri; Pleuronectiformes; Pleuronectidae
Exons: 1
Coding region: 9-1655 (548 amino acids)
Biological process (GO): DNA integration
Molecular function (GO): nucleic acid binding
Source: RefSeq, a predicted model, not a curated record